AUGAAUUGGACAACAUUACUAAUAUUAACAAUUUCAUUUUUCAACUUCCAAAAAUCCUUUGUCACGGCAGCAGAAACCGAAAGACCUAAGAAUAGAAUCGUGUUCCAUGAAAGUAAUCUAACUCGUGACGUGGCUCUCGAAAUAUGGGAUUCAGAUAAGGACCAUUUUGAAAUCUUAUCAAUUGGUAAUCAAGAUAAUAACAAUAUAACAUCAUAUUUAUGCAACUUACCAGGACAAGAUCAAUUUUCCUUGGAUUCAAAUGAACCUAGAACAACUUUGCAUGAUUUGAAAGAACAAGCAGUUGAAUUGAUUGCUGAAUCUUUUGACCAAGAUAAAUGUUUAUAUGCAUUUGGAAUACUUGGUAAUUAUUGGACUAUUGGAUAUUGUUAUGGUGAUAAAAUCAUGCAAUUUCAUGAAGAUUUGGAUGAUUUCUUGAAAGCUAGCCAUAAACCAAAUCACCCAAAUCAUGUAUAUGUCUUGGGAAGAUUUCCAGGAAGUGAACGAUUUAAUCUGAAAGUUACCAAAAUAUCUAAUCAGGCUAUUUACGAACCUAAACUUAAACUUGAUACACGAGAAUUUUCCGUCAAUGAAGGAUAUAGUCAUAAACUAGAAGGUGAAAUUUGUGAUCUUACUGGACAACCUAGAAAAUUAUCCAUCAAAUAUGUCUGUGAUUUAAGUAAUACCAAAAUUGAGAUAUUGGAAAUCAGAGAAAUCAAAACAUGUCAAUAUGAUAUGGUAAUCAAUAUCCCGAAUCUUUGCAAAUUGAAUGUUGAAAGAGAGCAUGUGAUGGACAUAGUAUGUACACAAAUAUUUGCCUAA
Molecule: messenger RNA, 819 nt
Organism: Candida tropicalis MYA-3404
Lineage: Eukaryota; Fungi; Ascomycota; Pichiomycetes; Serinales; Debaryomycetaceae
Exons: 1
Coding region: 1-819 (272 amino acids)
Biological process (GO): retrograde protein transport, ER to cytosol; endoplasmic reticulum unfolded protein response
Cellular component (GO): endoplasmic reticulum lumen
Source: RefSeq, a predicted model, not a curated record